AUGGCGAAAAUUGGAGGAUUCAACCUUAUCCUGGUAGCCAUGGCCGUGGCCAUUAUCUCCGGCGUUCAGGUGGGUGCUCAGCUCGGAGGCGCCGUCGGCGGGAAGAUUCCGAUCGAUGACGUGAAGACCAAUAAGGAGGUUCAAGAUUUGGGGAGGUAUUGCGUGACGGAGUACAAUAAGGGGUUGAAGAUGAAGAGGAAUCCGGCGAUUUCGGCGAAGAUGUUGAGCUUCUCGGAGGUGAUUAAGGCGGAGAAGCAGGUGGUGGCCGGAGUUAAAUAUUACCUCCGGGUCAAGGCCGCCGACUCUUCCGCCGCCGUCAAGACUUUUGACGCCGAGGUGUUUGUCGCCCCUGGAGAAUCGUCUAAGGAGCUCGUCACCUUUGCGCCUUCCACUCUCAUGCGCCGCAAGUUCUAA
Messenger RNA from Ipomoea triloba (trilobed morning glory), 414 nucleotides. Its product is annotated as cysteine proteinase inhibitor B-like. The transcript has a single exon. NCBI's taxonomy places the organism in Eukaryota, Viridiplantae, Streptophyta, Magnoliopsida, Solanales, Convolvulaceae. Gene Ontology annotation, molecular function: cysteine-type endopeptidase inhibitor activity. The record is from RefSeq and is a predicted model, not a curated record. The coding region runs from base 1 to 414 and encodes 137 amino acids.